UGGUCCCAGAAAGUGGGCUAGUUCCAAAUCCAGGUCACAAGGGUUGUGGGAAUGCAGGCUUUCUCACGAGGCCUGACUGUGUGGUGACUCCCUCACCUGGAAGCCACCCUUCUCAGACCUGGAUUCAGAAGUCAGCCAGAAGGUGAAACCCUCAAGAGGCUGUGGCUGAAACUCUCUUCUCUCCUUUGCAGGUGACGCCAUGGCUUCAGGGCCACAUUCUGGACCGGCUUUUCUGUGGGCUGCAGUGGAAACUUCGGUGGUGCGGCUACCCGAGGCUGCCGUGUCCUUCAAAGAAGUGGCUGUGUAUUUCGCGGAGGAGGAAUGGGCCCUGCUGGAUCAGGGCCAGAGGACCUUGUACAGGGAAGUCAUGCUGGAGAUGUCCGAGAUUGUGGCCUCUCUCAAAUUUCCCAAACCCGAGGUCAAAUCCUGGAUGGAAGAAGGGGAAGGUCUAUUUGUCCAACAGGAUGAGGAAGGAGAAAGAUCAGCAGGAAUCUGCUCAGAUUUGGUGAGGGAUGAUUCUACUGCUCAAGAGCUGUACUGGAUCUCAUCAAGAAUCACCAAAGAUGAAGAGCAGGAAGAGUUCAUUGGUGAUCCAAAGGGAUCCAGGAGACAGGAAGGGGAAAAGGCAGAGAAUAGGAGGAAUCUGUCUGCCUUCCAGGUGGAAGACCCAUGUCAAAACCUAAUCCGGGAAAAGUAUCAACAGGAAGAAAGGAACAAAAAUCCUCCAGGUAGCAGGACGUUAACCUCUAAAUCCAAAGUCAACUUGCAUCACAGAAUUUAUACAGCGGAGAAACCGUAUCAGUGUUCAGUGUGCACAAAGAGCCUUACCUGUAGCUCAGACUUCCUUUCCCAUCAAAAAAUCCAUCCAAGUGGGAAAUCAGAUAAAUGCUUAGAGCAUGGACAGAACUUCCAUCAGACAGGUGACCUUCUGCAAUAUCAAAGAAUUUAUGGAGAAGAGAAAUUAUUUAAAUGCUCUGAGUGUGGAAGGCAGUUUAAUCAGAGCGUCUCUCUGGCCAAACAUCAGCACUUACACACAGAAGAAAGACCCUACAGAUGCUUGGAGUGUGGGAAGAGUUUCGGUAGGAGCACUUCCCUUACUUCACAUAGAAGAGUUCACACACGGGAAAAACUGUAUAAAUGCCUGGAGUGUGGAAAGAGCUUUAGCCACACAACACACCUAAGUCGACACAAAAAAAUCCACUCAGGAGAGAAGCCGUAUCUGUGCUUGGAAUGUCCCAAGACAUUCAACACUAGUGCAGGUCUCGUUUCUCAUAAGAGAAUUCACACGGGGGAAAAACCAUAUAUGUGUUUUGAGUGUGGAAAGAGCUUUAGGCAGAGGACACACCUUACGACCCAUCGAAGAACCCACACCGGGGAGAAGCCGUAUAAAUGCUUUGAGUGUGCAAGGAGCUUCAGUCAGAGUUCGCACCUUACUCUGCACCAGCGCAUUCACACGGGGGAAAAACCGUACCAAUGUUUUGCGUGUGAGAAGAGUUUCAGCAACAGGACGUACCUUAAUUGUCACGAAAGGACCCACACAGGGGAGAAACCCUAUACAUGCCUGGAGUGUGGAAGGAGCUUCAGUCAGAGCACGAGCCUUCGCAUCCAUAAGAAGAUUCACCGAGGGGUGAAACCGUACACUUGCUUUGAAUGUAGAAAAAGCUAUUCCUGUAAGAAAAAUCUCACUUCUCAUCAGAGAAUCCACAGGGAGAGAAAUCCUAUUGGUCCUUGGAGUGUGAAAGAGCUUUCGAAGAAAUACACGUUUUGAAUCCCAUCAGCAUACAAGGAUCAUAAACUUCAAGAGAGUUCAGAAACGGUAAUGAAAAAAAAGGUCCUUUGAGAUGGGGCAUCUGUGGAGGGGGUCAAAAAAGUCAAGGUGCAAACACAUGUUCAAAACCCUGCCCCCGGUUACGCGCAGCGUAGGCACAACACGUCAUGGGCCCAGGUGCCAUUUUGACUUUUUGGUGCCCUCUGCAGACACCCCUGUUCUGAGAUUCACCUUUCUGGAAAUCAAAGACUUCCAUCUAUAGCUUUGUGAACCAUCGCAAUAAUUCAAGUAUGAUCGUUCUUAAUAACCAAGCAAAGCAUAUAAUUUUUAAGCUCCCAACUGUGUAAAGAGUUUUAGUUGGAAGUACAAGCUUAAUAAAUAACUCAUGUAUGAGAA
Candoia aspera is the source of this 2164-nucleotide messenger RNA. RefSeq names its product zinc finger protein 664-like. Gene Ontology annotation, biological process: regulation of transcription by RNA polymerase II. The transcript has 4 exons. NCBI's taxonomy places the organism in Eukaryota, Metazoa, Chordata, Lepidosauria, Squamata, Candoiidae. The record is from RefSeq and is a predicted model, not a curated record. Bases 200 to 1768 code for a protein of 522 amino acids. Gene Ontology annotation, molecular function: DNA-binding transcription factor activity, RNA polymerase II-specific; RNA polymerase II cis-regulatory region sequence-specific DNA binding.